UUUCCAGUAUAAUGGCUUCUGCGUUUCGAAAUAUAUCCUAAACAUCUUAAAGAUCGCAUAAGCCGUGCGCGAAAAACAAAAACAACACUAGCGACAACAUUGAAGUGUUUUUCAUGAGUAACGAAAAACACCCGACGGCCCUAUUUAACAGAAAAGCCUACAAAUGGAAUAAAAUACAGAGACAAUUUAGUGUGGCUUUUUUGUUGCUCCGCCUUCCGUCAGUAUUUUUGCCUUGUUCUACAGUGUAAUACCGAGGCAUAUUUUUCGCGUUCCGAUAUCCCUUACAUGGUGAAGUGUAUGUAAUAUUGGAAUGAUAUACAUUUUUUAAAUCAACAAAAGAUACUCAGUUGCUGAGUGUAUGAUAAUUAAUGAUAAUAUGUUUAAUUCUGUAGCAGACAAAAAAAAACUAUGCGAAUUAUUGAAUCUUGCUCUAAUGAAGAUCUUUGAACGAUAUUGGCUAUUGAACGAUAAUGUUACUUGAUAAGAUGGAUAAAAGAUAAUUAUUUUCAGGUCUUUCCUAUUAUUCACUUUCAAAUGACCGAGGAGGUUAGGACCUUAUUCUGCUAAUUGCUCAUUCAACGCGUUGCUUUCAGUUCUUCUUUUAUUCUCAUGUCAAUAGCUGGCGGUGUGUACACAAAAAGAUAAAAGUUUGUUUAACAAGCCGGCGUUCUAAGUGAUUCUGUUUUGUGAAAAUAAAAUGGUUUGAAUGCGAUUACACAGACAAGCGCAAACUUGUAUUGCGCACGUUACCUCACAUUUCGGUUCUUGUAAUCAGCGCACCUUGCCAUUAAGUUUAUAAAUCAUAAUAGAUCUUUUUCUAUUCAAUAAGCGUCGAAGUUUUUUGAGAAUCGCAUGAUACGCUGUGAAUCGAGUGAUAAUGGAAGCGAAAUCCCUCAAUCAGCAGAAGACAGUUCAAACAAGUAUAGCAGAGAACAAUUCCACUAUCAACAGCUACGAUGAAAAGGCGAAUUAUGACAAUCUCGUCUUUUUUCAACUAGCAAUUUUGUUCCUGACUCUUGUAGCUGGCUUGAUCGGAAAUGGCCUCGUGGUUGGCGUUGUUAUCUCCAAUCGCCAAAUGCGGACACGGACAAACCUUUUUCUGACGCAGCUUGCGAUCACAGGGAUAGGAGUUUGUUUAUUCUGCAUACCAUUCAUGAUAGUAGCGCUCCUCAAACACGGCUGGGUGUUUGGCAAGCCACUGUGUCAGUUCAACGGGUUCGUGGUACCUUUCUGGUUUGCUUCGUCCAUCUUCACGCUUACAGCCAUAAGUAUACACAAGUACUUCUCUAUUGUUAAGCCUUUGAAAAUGAUAAUAACACAAAGACGCUCUCUGAUGAUCAUUCUUGUGGUAUGGGUCUCGGCGCUAGCGUGUUCCAUAGGUCCCAUUUUUGGAUGGACUGAAAUCGUGUACAAAUCAUCAUCAAAUAUGUGUGGUCCUCGAUUUCCGCGCAGUGCAUUGGACAUUUCACAUACGGUCUUUCUGAUAUCCGUGGUCUACACAAUUCCCAUCUUAGCAAUGAUAUUGUUAUAUUGGAGGAUUAUAGAGGCGGUGAAGUUGCAUUGUAGACGGAUCCGUGACACCGCUAUCAUCGAUGAUCGAGGUAUCUUAGCACAGAAAAAGAUUAUUAUCACCCUUUUGUUUGUUUUAGCAGCAUUUGUUGCUUGUUGGACGCCAUUUUUCGCGUACGGAAUCUUGACUCUUUUUGCAGACGCCAGUCAGAUUCCACAACAUUUUUUACGUUUCGCCUACAUCUGCGGAUUUCUGUAUAGCGUGUGUAAUCCUAUCAUAAUAGGCGCGCGAAAUCCGCGCUUUCGAAGAGGGUUUAAGGAACUCAUUACCUUUCAAAGAAUUAGGAGGCCCUCUCUAAGUCCCCACGGUGCGGCAUCCAGCCCACAAAGCUUGAGUGAUAGACGACCAUCGGCUGAUUAUUUAGCUGAGAAAAGAUGCUCAGUGUGGUUUCUUUCAAGUCAAAACUCACUGCUACGUUUGGAACCAGAACUUCCACAAAGACGUCGAAACUUACGAUGGAUUGAAACAUAUCUCUGAAAGGAAGAAUUACAGCCAAAGCUAGACUAAUGUAGUCGUGAGGUAAAAUAGUCCAUUUAGAAGGGUAUAUAUCGCUUGAAUAGACGAGCCCUUUCGUCACUCCAGCCACACGAUGGGUACUUGACUCACAGAUAUAUGCAUAUCAUGUAGGCGCUGCAUUUCAUGAGGAAGUUCAAACCCCUGAACGUCACUGUUUGGGAAAGUUAGAGCCAUCCCCCUGAGGAGACCGCCUCUGCAAGGGUUUGGUAUGGUAACAAAAUAAGUUUGUAGUACUUCCCUAAAAUAUCCUCGAAUGCAUAAGGAAAUACGAUUAGAAUGUAUCCUUGGAGGGGCUUUUCAUUGUACAAUUUAAUUCAUCACUCAUAGGCCAAGAAUCUACAAAAUGUUUGAAGAAGGAGAAUUAAACCACUUGCAACAUGUAUCUUUUGCGUCUUGGGCUUCGUCCAGAUUGAAUUUUGAAUCCAACAGUUUAUUUCCAUUGUGAACGGUAAUUGAAUUGAUGAUUCUUUUGAGGUUUUUCUUCUUAAAUAAGAGACUAAUAUACUAUUUCAGGAUACAUUUGUUAAAUCAGCAGCGCUCUCUAGCACAUUUUUGCAGCAUCAUCAUUACCACCAUCCGUAGUCUUUCUGAUGCACCAUUCUCCAUCAUACAAAACCAGAUGUUUAUCGGGAAUGUUAUAAAAUUAAAGCAAGGUGAACAGAGUUGCAAUCGAGGCUUUACCGAAGUGUCACAAUAGAUACUUGUUGAAUAGGCACAGAGAGUUGCACGACGUAUUAAAUCUUAUCAUGAUUGGAGGUUCAAAGGACUCGAACGUCUGUCAUUUCGGUGGACCAUGAACGCGUCUAACUACAGUCUUGAAGCAUUAAAGUCAUCGUAGACUGAGCUGUAUUACUCAAGGUUGGUGCUUUGCAGCUCCCUAAUUUUUGUUUUAUUUGUGUCGUUGCAAUACAGCCAAGGAAGGUGUAAUUUAAAAGCA
Molecule: messenger RNA, 3023 nt
Organism: Pocillopora damicornis (cauliflower coral)
Lineage: Eukaryota; Metazoa; Cnidaria; Anthozoa; Scleractinia; Pocilloporidae
Product: neuropeptide FF receptor 1
Biological process (GO): G protein-coupled receptor signaling pathway
Cellular component (GO): membrane
Molecular function (GO): G protein-coupled receptor activity
Source: RefSeq, a predicted model, not a curated record